Molecule: messenger RNA, 644 nt
Organism: Ostrea edulis (European flat oyster)
Lineage: Eukaryota; Metazoa; Mollusca; Bivalvia; Ostreida; Ostreidae
Product: whey acidic protein-like
Exons: 3
Coding region: 25-402 (125 amino acids)
Cellular component (GO): extracellular region
Molecular function (GO): peptidase inhibitor activity
Source: RefSeq, a predicted model, not a curated record
CAGAUCAGAAACCUACAAGGCGUUAUGAAGCUUGAACUGUGCGUUGUUCUUGCUGUGAUCUGGACCCUCGCUCUUGCAUAUGACAAAGACUGUCCGCCUCAAGGGAAAGUGAAAUGUAACUAUAGAUAUGAUGUACCCUGCACGACGACAUCAGACUGCAAGCGCCGGGGGAGACGGAACCAGAUAUGUUGUCCUGACGAGGGGGGUCAUCCCGUCUGUACUCCCCGUCGACCGGGCAGGUGCCCGUUCGUCAGGACCCGCUAUUGUAGAGCUAGAAAUACUGAUAAAUCAGAGUGCUCCAAGGACCGGGAUUGUGCAUCACCUGCAAAGUGUUGUCGAAAUUCCCAUUGUAAAAUGUACUGUGAAUUUAACCCAGUUUUAGGCCGCGGGUACGCUGGAUAGAAAGUUCAAAGUUCAAAGUUUAUUUCUCAGGAGAUGGACACUGAUUUGUUGGUGCUAUGGAAUAUAUCUACUGUAGCUUGACAGACAUUGGUUUACUUGGAACCUAUGCAAGAGGGGAAACUAUAUGAAUUAUAUACAUUUAUAAUCAUAAAAUCACCUACAGACAGUUGUGAGGCGAUGUGUUGUAUUUUAUUUACAUAAAUUAUUUUUUGUAUAAUAAAUCAAUAUCUUUGCCUUCUUCA